GCAUUGCCCUGAUUAACUCUUCCACAAAAUUUAGCAAACUCACCCUAUUCCAGCGCGCGAAAAUCUUAGCUUCAAAAAGAAUUCGUAUUCUAAUUACAAUUUUUGCAUCUUUGAGUUUUUGUUCUUCUCUUUAAGCUGUUUUGAAGAAGGGCAGCAUUGGAUCGAUCGUUUAAUUUAUUUUCACUUAUUGUACCCCUAACCCCGAUGUCCGUGAGCACGCAGGCCUUUAGCUUAAAGACUCGUCAACUCAUCGUCGACGAGGAUGAGCUUUUCACGGAGGAGGACCGCAUCCUUAAGGAGGCCACCAAAGGUUCCGACUGCACCACGAGGCGAAGGGCUUGCAAGAAUUGCGUGUGCGGCCGCGCGGCGUUGGAGAGGAAGCUCGAGGCGGAGGGUAAGCUUCCGCCGGAAGGGAUUAGCGGCAUGCCGUUUGUACCAACGGGUGGCUGCGGAAAUUGCGCAAGGGGGGACGCCUUUCGGUGCGCCGGCUGCCCAUACCUUGGCCAACCAGCCUUUGAUAAUACCACCGAUGGAAAGGUUAAGCUAAACCUCACAGAUGAUAUUUGAGGGUUGGGUCUUUUUUUAUUGAAUUGCUUUUGCGUUGCAUGCUUUCGUUGUCAACGUAACCAUAAACACGGAUACUUUAUUUUUGUUGGCCCUUUUUUUCUUCUUAAGGAGACAAUUAUUCAUGAACAGUCACGGGACAGAUAAUCACUUACCAGACGCUUUGCUUAUAUCUUGCAGGAAAUUAAAUGCGGUUUAUAAGUACAUUGUCGCUAUUGCAGUUCUUAUUUUUAGUUUUUAUCAUAGCAAGAUUGUUCGCUUAAUUAUUGAGAAACAAACCAUGUGCUAUGUCAUAAUACAUUCUUAAGCUGUAUCAAAAA
Phytomonas sp. EM1 is the source of this 884-nucleotide messenger RNA. Lineage: Eukaryota; Euglenozoa; Kinetoplastea; Trypanosomatida; Trypanosomatidae. The record is from the annotation of a GenBank genome assembly.